This is a messenger RNA of Onychostruthus taczanowskii (white-rumped snowfinch), 3630 nucleotides long. RefSeq names its product hyperpolarization activated cyclic nucleotide gated potassium channel 4 (gene HCN4). The record is from RefSeq and is a predicted model, not a curated record. Gene Ontology annotation, biological process: transmembrane transport; potassium ion transport. Gene Ontology annotation, molecular function: voltage-gated potassium channel activity. Gene Ontology annotation, cellular component: membrane. The coding region runs from base 1 to 3630 and encodes 1209 amino acids. Lineage: Eukaryota; Metazoa; Chordata; Aves; Passeriformes; Passeridae. The transcript has 8 exons.
AUGGACAAGCUGCCCCCCUCCAUGCGCAAGAGGCUCUACAGCCUGCCCCAGCAGAUCGGACCCAAGGCGUCGAUCAUGGACGAGGAGGAUGACAGCGACAAGGACACCCGCAGGAAAAGCAUCAGGCUCAAGCCACUGCCUUCGCCCUCUGCUGGGAGCACCCGGGCCCUCGGGGGGGACCCCGGCCGAGGGGGAGACCCCGGCCUGCUGGAGACGGAGGCCGGCGGCAAGGGCGCCAAGACCAGCACCAACGGGGACUGCCGCCGCUUCAAAGGGAGCCUGUCCUCGCUCACCAGCAGGCACCUCCACGACGCGGCCGAGGAGAAGCGGCUCAUCGGCGGCGAGGGGGAGCCGGCCUCUCCCGGGGAGGACAAGAGCCCCCCCGGCAGCGGGGAGCUGGAGCAGGGGCUGCCUGUGCCCCCACCGCCCGCCUCCCCCCCGGAGCCCCAGCAGCCGCCCCCCCGGGCCUGCUCCUCGACCUCCAUCAAAGUGGAGGGAGGUGGAGGGUGCGACCAGAUCACCCCAGAUGAGGAGCAGAGGCUCGGCCAGGCCGGUUUCAUGCAGAGGCAGUUCGGGGCCAUGCUCCAGCCGGGGGUCAACAAAUUCUCCUUGAGGAUGUUUGGCAGCCAGAAGGCCGUGGAGAGAGAGCAGGAAAGAGUUAAGUCUGCCGGGUUCUGGAUCAUCCAUCCCUACAGCGACUUCAGGUUUUACUGGGAUCUGACCAUGCUGCUGCUGAUGGUAGGGAACCUGAUCAUCAUCCCUGUGGGCAUCACUUUCUUCAAAGAUGAAAACACCACCCCGUGGAUUGUCUUCAACGUGGUUUCGGACACGUUCUUCCUCAUCGACCUUGUCCUCAACUUCCGGACAGGCAUCGUGGUGGAGGACAACACCGAGAUCAUCCUGGACCCGCAGAGGAUCAAGAUGAAGUACCUGAAGAGCUGGUUUGUGGUGGAUUUUAUCUCCUCCAUCCCCGUGGACUACAUCUUCCUGAUCGUGGAGACGCGCAUCGACUCCGAGGUGUACAAGACGGCGCGGGCCCUGCGCAUCGUGCGCUUCACCAAGAUCCUCAGCCUGCUGCGCCUGCUGCGCCUCUCGCGCCUCAUCCGCUACAUCCACCAGUGGGAGGAGAUCUUCCACAUGACCUACGACCUGGCCAGCGCCGUGGUGAGGAUCUUCAACCUCAUCGGGAUGAUGCUGCUGCUGUGCCACUGGGACGGCUGCCUGCAGUUCCUGGUGCCCAUGCUGCAGGACUUCCCCGACGACUGCUGGGUGUCCCUCAACCGCAUGGUGAACGACUCCUGGGGGAAGCAGUACUCGUAUGCCCUGUUCAAGGCCAUGAGCCACAUGCUGUGCAUCGGCUACGGGCAGCAGGCGCCGGUGGGGAUGUCGGACGUGUGGCUCACCAUGCUCAGCAUGAUCGUGGGGGCCACCUGCUACGCCAUGUUCAUCGGCCACGCCACCGCCCUCAUCCAGUCCCUGGACUCCUCGCGCCGCCAGUACCAGGAGAAGUACAAACAGGUGGAGCAGUACAUGUCCUUCCACAAGCUGCCCGCCGACAUGCGGCAGCGCAUCCACGACUACUACGAGCACCGCUACCAGGGCAAGAUGUUCGAUGAGGAGAGCAUCCUGGGGGAGCUGAGCGAGCCCCUGCGUGAGGAAAUCAUCAACUUCAACUGCCGCAAGCUGGUGGCCUCCAUGCCCCUGUUUGCCAACGCAGACCCCAACUUUGUGACGUCCAUGCUGACCAAGCUGAAGUUCGAGGUGUUCCAGCCCGGGGACUACAUCAUCCGCGAGGGCACCAUUGGCAAGAAGAUGUACUUCAUCCAGCACGGGGUGGUCAGCGUCCUCACCAAGGGCAACAAGGAGACCAAGCUGGCUGAUGGCUCCUACUUUGGAGAGAUCUGCCUGCUGACGCGCGGCCGGCGCACGGCCAGCGUGCGCGCCGACACCUACUGCCGCCUCUACUCGCUGUCCGUGGACAACUUCAACGAGGUUCUGGAGGAGUACCCCAUGAUGAGGAGAGCCUUCGAGACCGUGGCUCUGGACAGGCUGGACAGGAUUGGCAAGAAGAACUCCAUCCUUCUGCACAAAGUGCAGCACGACCUCAACUCGGGGGUGUUCAACUACCAGGAGAACGAGAUCAUCCAGCAGAUCGUGCAGCACGACCGGGAGAUGGCUCACUGUGCCCACAACGUGCAGGCCGCCGCCGCCGCCGCCUCCACGCCCACGCCGGUCAUCUGGACGCCGCUGAUCCAGGCCCCGCUGCAGGCCGCCGCCGCCACCACCUCGGUGGCCAUCGCCCUGACCCACCACCCGCGCCUGCCCACGGCCAUCUUCCGGCCGCCCGUGUCCGUGCUGGGCUCGCUGGGCCAGCAGCCCAACCAGACCCCCAGGCAGCUGAAGAGAUUCCAGUCGCUCAUCCCAUCCUCCGCCGGCCCCUCUGCCGUGGGCUCCCCGUCCAGCACCCCGUCCCAGCUGCACACGCCGGGCGCGGAGACGCCCUCGUCCUCCUCCUUCCACAUCCAGCAGCUCGCCGGCUUCUCGGCCGCCGCCGGCCUGGGCCAGUUCCAGGUGGGGUCCCCUCCGGGGGGCUCCGGCCAGCCGGGGCUGAGCAGCACCUCCUCGGCGGGGCUGAGCCAGUUCCACAAUGCACCCUCUGGGUCACCCUUAGGCGCAGCUCAGCCCCUGCAGCAGCAGCAGCAGCAACAGCAGCAGCAGCAGCAGCAGCAGCAGCAGCAGCAGCAGCAGCAGCCAGCCCUCUCCAGCAGUGGAUUUGGGCACUUCCAGCAAGCCACAGCCAGCUCCCCAUCGACAUCGCUCACGCAGCUCUCAUCAAACUCCCCCCCAAGUCUCCUGAACCAGUUCCAGCCCUCCACCAGACCACUGCAGGGGGGACAGUCGCAGCAGCUCUCGGGCAGUGGGACCCUGGGGGGAUUGAACCACUUCCAAGCCCCUCCUUCUUCCAACUCUCCAUCCUCCAGCCUAAGCCAGCUGGCGCAGGCCUCGGGCGGGCCGUCCGCGGGCCUGUGCCAAACACAUCCAAGUGCUUUAGGAUCUCUGACUGGAACGAUAGCCCAGCUCCACCAAGAGCGGCCUCCCUUCGCCUCCGCGUCCCCGCUCCAGCAGCCCGGCAUCGCCUCUCCCUGUUACACCCCUUCUGGCCUUAGUCCUCCCAGUCAGAGCCCGGUGGCCACCAGAACUUUCCAGAGUGGCCCCGCGGGGGCCUCGGGCUCGCACGGCUCGCUGCUGCUGCCGCAGCCCGCCAGCCCCCCGGCCCAGGCGCUGCCGGCGCGCCUCAACCAGGACAUCAAGCUGAUUUCUGCGUCCCAGCCCUCUCUGCCCCAAGAGCUGGCUCAGACUCUGGGCCGCCACAGCUCUCCUCAUUCCUCUAGAGAAUCUGUUUCCAGCUUCUCCCCUUUCCCCGGCGGCGGGAGCGGACUCCUGGGGAAGCCUUGCAGCUCCAUCCCCGGGCGGGUGACGCUGCCACGCCAGAUGUCCUCAGGUUCUCUGCCACACCCGCUGGCCUUCGCAGCCGGCGCCGCUGCCCUGGCUGCGGGCGGGCGGAAAGAGUCCAUAGUGCUCACGGGGGAUCUGGAGCCUGUCAGGUCCAAACUGCCCUCCAAUUUGUGA